Nelumbo nucifera (sacred lotus) is the source of this 3242-nucleotide messenger RNA. Lineage: Eukaryota; Viridiplantae; Streptophyta; Magnoliopsida; Proteales; Nelumbonaceae. The record is from RefSeq and is a predicted model, not a curated record.
UUUUAUAUGUUAGUCUUUUUAGCCCAAGACAAGUGCAGCCUUUUUAACAGAAAGGUGGCUAAUCAUACCCAUAGAGAGUUCAGAGAUUUAGACAUUUUUCUCCCCAAAGUUGGUCCUUUCCGUUUCUAUCGAUGCCAUUGGGCUUUACAAGUUGACGAAUUGCAGCUUAAUUCAUCUAUAAAGGUCGGUUCGGUCUGAGAUUUCAAACUUUUCUGCGCUGAGCUGUUCUUUUGUCUUCGUCAUCAUCUUCUUCUUCUUUAUCCUACUUGCAGCAGAGAAGCUAGACGCCUGAAUUCUGAGUGAAAAAAAGUUCGUAAAAUGAUAAGUUUGCGAAGCGGAAACUGCUCGGUCACUGUGACGGGAAUCUCGAACAACAUGUUCAUGUCUCAACAUCUCUCUGGGAAAACCUAGAAAGCAAUUCCGCGCGCCUGGCUUGCUUCUCUUUUUGAUGUUCAAAAGAGACUGGCAGAGAAGGAAGUGGAAAUUGUAACCGAUUGGUCAAGAGGGGCUCCGAUGGAGAGUGGUGGAGAGAUUACCGAAGCAUUACCUUCGACCAGUAAUGUUCAAGAUAAAAUCUUUGUGGCCGUUGGAAAAGACGUGAAGGAGAGCAAAUCGACUCUGUUAUGGGCGUUAAGGAACUCGGGAAGGGAUAAGAUAUGCAUCCUUCAUGUUCAUCAGCCUCCACGUACAAUUCCGCUCAUGGGUGGAAAUCUUCCAAUAAGUGCAGCAUCAGAGAAGGAAGCAAGGUUACACCAAGACCAUGAAAGGCAAAAAAUGCAUGAUACUCUAAAUGAAUAUCUUUCGAUUUGCCUCUCCACUGGGGUCCAAGCAGAGAAACUAGAUAUUGAAAUGGACAGUAUUGAGCAGGGGAUCGUAGAGCUCAUUGCUCAGCAUGGGAAUAAAAAACUCGUUAUGGGAGCAGCAGCAGACAAGCACUAUUCAAAGAGAAUGAUGGAUCUCAAAUCAAAGAAAGCAAUCUAUGUGAGCAAACAAGCACAUUCAUCAUGCCAUAUAUGGUUUAUCUGUAGAGGAAACCUUAUCUACACAAGGGAAGGUAGUUCAAAAGGAUCAGAAACAGAGGUCUUUCCAACGCCAAUGGCCAGUCCAAGCACCAGACCUACCCAAUCAGCCUCUUUCAAUUCUGGAUCUCUUCUGCAGGCACAAAACAGCCAUGUGAGGCUAACAAACCCAGUUCAGGAUUUACUAUUCCGACUAGUGAAAUCUGAUAAAUUUGUCAGUCACAGAGGAAGACUCACAGCAUCAUCUUCCUCAGAAGUUUCUGGAGAAAUGGCAAUACCACGGAUUCAGUCAUCUAUAGAGGUGACUGCCAAUGGAUGGGAAAUGAUAUCACGAAGUUUCCCUUCUCAGAGUUCAGGUAAUUCAACGUGGUCUUCAAUUGGAGAAGCUGGCAAUUUAGAUACAACCUCAAUGACAACGAAUGCUCAGAGUGACGAGGGGUUGUCCUCUCUUUAUGAACCCAACGAGGAUCUUCAUUGUACAUCUCCUGCAAAUGAUCCGGUACUUGUGGAGCAAGGACCAGUGAAUGAUGAACUAUAUGAUCAACUUCUACAAGCCAUGGCUGAUGCUGAGAACUCAAAGCAAGAAGCAUUUGAGGAGUCUGUCAGGCGUCGGAAAGCUGAAAGGGAUGCAAUUGAGGCUAUACGAAGAGCCAAAGCGUCAGAAAUGUCGUAUGAGAAAGAGAAGUUGCAAAGAAAAGAAAUGGAGGAAUUGCUUGCAAAAGAAAAACGAAAGGUUGAAAAAAUGAAGAGCUUGUUGGAGCAAGCAACAGAAGAACUUCAGAUUGCCCAGGGCAAGAAAUCAGUACUGGAGAGGCAAAUUUGUUAUACCAACUCAGAGUUGCUAGAGUUGGAGGAGAAGCUCGUUUUAGCAGAUGAACUUAUUCUGAAUCUUAAGAAUGAGCGAGAUGAGUUGGAGAAAGAGCGUGAGAGUGCAGUUGGAGAAGCUUUGGAGUUGAGAAAAAAGAUGGAAGAUGAUGACACAAGCAUAUCAAGGAUGCAAUGCUUCUCUGAGUUCUCCGCAGAAGAGAUUAAGGAAGCUACCCAAAACUUUGACCCAGCCCUGAAGAUAGGUGAGGGGGGAUGUGGAAGCGUAUACAGGGGACACCUUCGUCACACCCAAGUGGCGAUAAAGAUGCUUCACUCUCAUAGCUCGCAAGGUCUCAUCGAAUUCCAACGGGAGGUGGAUGUGUUGAGUAGAGUGCGGCAUCAGAACCUUGUCACUCUCAUUGGAACCUGCCCAGAAAUGUGGUGUCUUAUAUACGAGUACCUUCCCAAUGGCAGCCUUGAAGACCGACUUGCCUGUAAGGACAACACUCCCCCUCUUUCAUGGCAAAUGCGAACUCGAAUUGCUGCAGAAAUGUGCUCUGCCCUGAUGUUCCUCCACUCCCACACUCCUCAUAGGAUUGUCCAUGGGGAUCUCAAACCUGCCAACAUCCUCCUUGAUGCCAACUUUGUCAGUAAGCUUGGUGAUUUUGGCAUCUGCCGUUUCAUCCCCCAUGAUGAAGACUCAGCAUGCUGGAGAACUGACCCAAAGGGUACAUUUGCCUAUGCGGAUCCUGAAUUCCUCUCUACCGGAGAAUUAACACCAAAGUCAGACGUGUACUCAUUUGGGGUAGUACUGUUAAGGCUGUUGACGGGGAGACCACCAUUAGGCAUAAUGAGGGAGAUGCAGUAUGCACUAGAGAAGGACAAUUUGGAUGCAGUAUUGGAUGCAUCGGCAGGAAACUGGCCUUUUGUGCAAGCAAGGCAAUUGGCUCACUUGGCACUUAGAUGUUGUGAGAUUAGCCGGAAAAACCGUCCAGAGCUUCGAUCAGACCCAUGGAGGGUGCUUGAGCCGAUGAAGGCUUCCUGUGCAGUUUCUUCAUCAGCCCAUCUGGGACCAGUGGAUUAUGGACGCGUUCCAUCCUAUUUCAUUUGCCCCGUCUUUCAGGAAAUCAUGCGAGACCCUCACAUUGCAGCAGAUGGUUAUACGUAUGAAGCUGAGGCAUUAAAAGCAUGGAUCGACAGUGGCCACGACACUUCACCCAUGACAAACCUUAAGCUUGCCCACUGCAAUCUUAUCCCAAAUCAUGCCCUACGAUCUGCAAUUCAAGAAUGGCUACAGAACCAUCCCUGAAAUCCUAUUGUAUGUAUUUUUGUUAUUCUUUUAAUUUAAAUUUUGUAUAUAACCAAAAUACAAGUACACAUGCCCAUAUAAGAAAGAAGAUGACGUGAAAUACAAAA